AUGGCAGGAGAGUGUCACACCCGACCCCACCUCACAUAUUCAUCCCAAAUGGAGAGUGUCACCCCUGACCCCACCUCACAUAUUCAUCCCAAAUGGAGAGUGUCACACCCGACCCCACCCAAAUGGAGAGUGUCACACCCGACCCCACCCAAAUGGAGUGUCACCCCGACCCCACCCAAAUGGAGAGUGUCACCCCGACCCCACCCAAAUGGAGAGUGUCACACAAAUGACCCCACCCAAAUGGAGAGUGUCACACCCGACCCCACCCAAAUGGAGAGUGUCACCCCGACCCCACCUCACAUAUUCAUCCCAAAUGGAGAGUGUCACCCCGACCCCACCUCACAUAUUCAUCCCAAAUGGAGAGUGUCACACCCGACCCCACCCAAAUGGAGAGUGUCACCCCCGACCCCACCUCACAUAUUCAUCCCAAAUGGAGAGUGUCACCCCGACCCCACCUCACAUAUUCAUCCCAAAUGGAGAGUGUCACACCCAACCCCACCUCACAUAUUCAUCCCAAAUGGAGAGUGUCACCCCGACCCCACCCAAAUGGAGAGUGUCACACCCGACCCCACCCAAAUGGAGUGUCACCCCGACCCCACCCAAAUGGAGAGUGUCACCCCGACCCCACCCAAAUGGAGAGUGUCACACCUGACCCCACCCAAAUGGAGAGUGUCACACCCGACCCCACCCAAAUGGAGAGUGUCACCCCGACCCCACCCAAAUGGAGAGUGUCACCCCGACCCCACCUCACAUAUUCAUCCCAAAUGGAGAGUGUCACCCCGACCCCACCUCACAUAUUCAUCCCAAAUGGAGAGUGUCACACCCGACCCCACCCAAAUGGAGAGUGUCACCCCGACCCCACCUCACAUAUUCAUCCCAAAUGGAGAGUGUCACCCCGACCCCACCUCACAUAUUCAUCCCAAAUGGAGAGUGUCACACCCAACCCCACCUCACAUAUUCAUCCCAAAUGGAGAGUGUCACACCCAACCCCACCUCACAUAUUCAUCCCAAAUGGAGAGUGUCACCCCGACCCCACCCAAAUGGAGAGUGUCACCCCGACCCCACCUCACAUAUUCAUCCCAAAUGGAGAGUGUCACCCCGACCCCACCCAAAUGGAGAGUGUCACCCCACCUCACCCCACCCAAAUGGAGAGUGUCACCCCGACCCCACCUCACAUAUUCAUCCCAAAUGGAGAGUGUCACCCCGACCCCACCUCACAUAUUCAUCCCAAAUGGAGAGUGUCACCCCGACCCCACCUCACAUAUUCAUCCCAAAUGGAGAGUGUCACCCCGACCCCACCCAAAUGGAGAGUGUCACCCCGACCCCACCCAAAUGGAGAGUGUCACCCCGACCCCACCCAAAUGGAGUGUCAUCCCCCGACCCCACCCAAAUGGAGAGUGUCACCCCGACCCCACCCAAAUGGAGAGUGUCACACCCAACCCCACCUCACAUAUUCAUCCCAAAUGGAGAGUGUCACACCCAACCCCACCUCACAUAUUCAUCCCAAAUGGAGAGUGUCACCCCGACCCCACCCAAAUGGAGAGUGUCACCCCGACCCCACCUCACAUAUUCAUCCCAAAUGGAGAGUGUCACCCCGACCCCACCCAAAUGGAGAGUGUCACCCCCCCCACCCCACCCAAAUGGAGAGUGUCACCCCGACCCCACCUCACAUAUUCAUCCCAAAUGGAGAGUGUCACCCCGACCCCACCUCACAUAUUCAUCCCAAAUGGAGAGUGUCACCCCGACCCCACCUCACAUAUUCAUCCCAAAUGGAGAAGUGUCACCCCCGACCCCACCCAAAUGGAGAGUGUCACCCCCCCACCCCACCCAAAUGGAGAGUGUCACCCCGACCCCACCCAAAUGGAGAGUGUCCCCCCGACCCCACCCAAAUGGAGAGUGUCACCCCGACCCCACCCAAAUGGAGAGUGUCACCCCGACCCCACCCAAAUGGAGAGUGUCACCCCCGACCCCACCUCACAUAUUCCUCCCAAAUGCCGCGGCCUUUGA
Molecule: messenger RNA, 2007 nt
Organism: Oncorhynchus tshawytscha (Chinook salmon)
Lineage: Eukaryota; Metazoa; Chordata; Actinopteri; Salmoniformes; Salmonidae
Product: putative protein FAM47C
Exons: 2
Coding region: 1-2007 (668 amino acids)
Source: RefSeq, a predicted model, not a curated record